Molecule: messenger RNA, 4509 nt
Organism: Sardina pilchardus (European sardine)
Lineage: Eukaryota; Metazoa; Chordata; Actinopteri; Clupeiformes; Clupeidae
Product: protein NLRC3
Exons: 9
Coding region: 458-3211 (917 amino acids)
Biological process (GO): intracellular signal transduction; regulation of apoptotic process
Molecular function (GO): protein binding
Source: RefSeq, a predicted model, not a curated record
GAGCCUACUGGAUUACCGCUUCUAUGCCCUAUAUAUUUUUUAAGAGAAUAACAUACAAGUGUUUGUAUAGGGUAGGCCUAUUAGGCUUAUAUGAAAGCUGCAUAUAAGGUAGCCAUAGUUUAUAGCUAAUACUUGAUUCAUUAUCUGGAAGUCUACGACUUUAGGAAUUACCCAGUGAACGUGACUGUAGGAGUUCCACAAUUGCGUCAGAUAGCCUACGUUUGAAGGAAGGCGAACACACUUUUCAUAAGCUUCGCUACCAAGUUGACAGACAUAUGUAUCAAACAAUAUUUUUUUCUUCUUUGUGAGAAAUCACCUGGAUCAUUUGCAUAUUUGACCUCUCCAAAUAUGUAUUCCGUCAUUUUUUCAGGUGAGGCCAAGGGGCUCUGCAUCUAACCUGGAAAUGUGUCUAGUUUGGAGGAUUUGGUGACACCUGCAUUGCAUCACUGCACCGCAAAUGGCAGUGGGGCCAUUCAGUGAACAGGUACGGGAGAGCCGCGUGGAGCUCGUUGAUGCUUGGAGCAAACAUGUGACGUCUCUUCUGGACCUCCUUUUCCAAGACGGUGCUGUCACCGAGGAGGAUGUGAGCCUGGUGAGAGGUGGAGGGGGUUUAGGAGAUCGCGAUCGCAUGCGGAACUUGCUGGAUGUGCUGUACGGUCGAGGAGAGGAUGCCUGCUGCGCUUUCUAUAAAGUCAUGCCACGAGUUCAGACUGCUUCUGGAACCGAGACCCCUAACAUCUCCAGGCCGCCGAGCUUACAGGAGCACCUUCAAAGACACAGAGAGGUGCUGGGCAAGGAGCACGGCCCCAAAAACUCAGGUAGCAUCAAAGCUAAAGCUCCAGACCGCAGCAAGGCCAAGUCCUACACGGACAUCACGCUGUCCAAGAGGCCAGGCUACGAGGUGCACCUGCAGCACCAGCACGAGGCGGCCAUGGUCGGAGAGUUCUUCAGGGGUCAUGCACAGGAGAGUCAAGGGCAAGGGGAGAUCUGUGUGUUCAGGGAGAUGUACCAGAGUCUGCUGGCGGUCCCGGGGGAUGGCCUGACCCUGCUGUCAGGGGUGGCGGGUAGCGGCAAGACCACGGUGGUCCGGCGACUCGUUCACGAGUGGUCCUCGCAGAAGGACAGCAAGAAGAUCAUCCUGUCUCUGUCCUUCCGGGAGCUGAACCUGCUCACGGAGCCGGACAGUCUGCGAGGGCUGCUGUCCAUGCAUUACAGUCACCUGAAGCCCGUCUUGACCGAGAUCAUGGGCGAUAAACUCGACCGCCUGCUUCUCAUCCUCGACGGACUCGACGAAUUCUGCUUCCCGCUGGAUUUCACGCGCACUCCCAAGUGUUCGGACCCGGAGCGGGCAAUGCCCGUGGGCGCCAUGGUGGUGAACCUUCUCAAAGGCAACCUUCUCCCAGGUAUCUCCAUCCUCCUCACCUCCCGACCCCACGCCGUCUCCAAGGUCCCUCCGGAGCUGGUGAACGUGUUCUGCAGCGUCCUGGGCUUCUCCCCAGCUCAGCAGCAGGAGUACUUCAGACACAACUGCAGCUCGGUGCAGGCAGGAGCGCAGGUGUGGGAUUACGUGUCCACCCAUAAGCCGCUGCAGCUUAUGUGCCACGUCCCUGCCUUCUGCUGGAUUGUGUCCACAGCCUUGUACAACGGAAGCCCUGGUCUCACCCAGCCUAGUGCCCCUGUCCCUGCAGUGGACAACAGUAAAAGUGUGUCCGAGAGUGUGACACCCUCUGCACCGUGCAUCCCUACUGAGCCUAGCGCUGUGUUGAUAUCAUCCUCAGUGAAGACACUGACCAUCACAGACAUCUACUGCUGUUUCCUGAAGUCCAUCCUGGUGUUCCAUGGGGAAGGGAGGGAGGAGGGCUCUCGCUGGCGCCUCCUUCAGGACGCUCCGCGCAUCUUGCAGGGGAGCCGCCCAGUGCUGAGAGGCCUCGGGGUCCUGGCUUUCCAGGGGCUGCUGGAGAGGCGGUUUCUCUUCGACUGCUCGGACCUGGACCGCGCGGGACUCUCCCUGGACCGCGCGGACGUCUCGCAGGUCUUCCUGGUGGAGAUCCUGAAAGAGGACAGCACCUCGCUCACGCUGGAGAAGAACUUCUACUUCAUCCACACCAGCGUCCAGGAGUUUCUGGCAGCCGUGUACUUUGUCUAUGAGUCGCUGUCCGGCUCAGACCCAUUCGCUGGGCAGCAGCCUCACGCGUUCAAGCUUCCGCCAUCACUCCAGAGGCUGAUGACCUCCAUGUCCAAGAAGCUGCUCGGGGCCAGAGGUCUCCUGAAACGACACGUCAAGAAGGCUCUUCUGUGGAGCGAGCAGAAUCAGUCUGGACAUAUGGACUUGUUCUGCAGGUUUGUGUCUGGCCUCAUGGUUCCGCGAACCCGCCUCACCUUAGAUGGCCUUUUCCCCAGGACGGCCUGCUUGGCGGGAUCUCUGUUCCGCUCCUCAUCGUCCGCUGCUCCGUCCGCCGCCCCUCCGUUCUACCUGUCUCUCCUUCACUCACAGCUCCAGAGCUGCAGCCUCUGCCCAGAGCGACAGGUGAACGUGUGCCACUGCCUGUACGAGGCUCAGGACUCAGGCCUGUCCCAGCGGCUGCAGAGCUGGCUGCAGGUCCUGGCGCAGACGCCCCGGUCGGAGCGCUCGUCUCUGGAGAAGAGGGACUGGAGCGAGCUGGCCUUCCUGCUUCAGCUCAGCCCCGACCUGGACACGCUUAAGCUGGACGCCCAGGGUCUGGACGCGGAGGGCCUACGCAGGCUUCUGCCCGUGCUUCCUCUCUUCCGCACCCUCAGCCUUGGACAGAAUCCCCUUGGUCCCGAGGGAGCCGCUGUGCUUUCCAAGGCGCUUAAGACUCCAGCUUGCCGUGUGGAGAAGUUGUGGGUAGUGAAGACUGGACUUGGUUGUGAAGGGGUCCGGAUCCUGUCAGACACACUGAAGGACAACCGGACUGUUGUUGAUCUCAGAAUGGCCAUCAAUGACAUUUCAGAUGGAGGAGCAAGACAUCUUGCUGAUUUAUUGAAGACAAAUUGUGCUUUGAAAGAUAUAAGACUCCGUGACAACCAGAUAACAGACAAAGGGGCUGAACUCCUGAUGGAUGCCCUGACAGAGAACUCAACUCUUCAGUAUUUAUGGCUCUUUGACAACAAGUUCACUAAGGAUGGUGUCAAGAAGCUCAAAGAAUUUUCUAUGACGAGAGCCAAUCUGGAAAUCAAAGUGUGUGUCUAAACAGCAAAAAAUGAAUGAAAGAAAUGUAUAGGUAUACAGUACAUACAGUAUAUCACUGCAUAAUUUGGUUGGAACAUGAAUGAAUGAAGGUCUAGUUACAUUCAGACCACUCAUAGUACUGUAUGUUGAAUGCCUGUGUUGUAUUGAUGAAGGUUGUUGCUCACCUCGAAGGUUACUAGCACGUAAGUGCCUCAUCAAAAUCUCAAACAUAAAGAGACGUUGUAAUCCCGACAAUUGUAAUUGUGCUGUAUCAUAUUUGUUUUGUUUUUAUAUCUUUUGUCAUUGUAAAUAUUUUAUUUAAGUCCUUUUUACAAUUCCAUGUAUACACAUUGUUACUCGCACACUUCAAAUAUUUAGUUUAAGUAUAUAGUGCAGAUAUUGAGACAAUACAAACCAUAGAAAAGUGGGCAGAACACAUGUAAGCGCUCAGUGCACGUUAGCAGUGUGCUGAGUGAAGUAUGCAGUUUGAGACAAAGCCACAUAUUUCAGGUGAACUGUCUACAUGUACAGUACUUCAUUAGAUGGUCUUCUGGAUUUGCCUCAGUUGAAGAGAUGUAAAGUAUUUCAACUUUAGAUAUCCCAGCACUGCCCUCUGUUGGACUAAUGAUGAACUUUGGAUGAUUUUUUCCAUCACCAGGCCUCAACACUGGGGUAGAUAAGAAUAUAGUUUUGAAUGUCAAGGUUGUGAUUGCCAUAAACGUCAUGUGGCAUUGUUCCAAAUGUCAUGUCCAAGUGUUAUGUCUGCUGAUUGAUUGACAGAGGUUCUUUCCCAAAGGUCAAAAUGAUUUUAUUCAAAGUUGACACAUGCUCUCCCUCAGGUGACAUCAAGUGUUUUGUUUGUACUUAUUACCUUAAGGUUAAAAUUACAGGCUCAUUACUUGCACUGUGAUAAGAUAGGUAGGCCUGGGUUUUGUGACUAAUAAGGUCAAUAGACUUAAAGUGAUCUGUUGCCUCACCAACAGUUAAUUGUGUGCAUUACAUUUGCCUUAAAUUAUAUACAAUGUCCACCAUUGUGUUUGUGCUCCUCAGGGAUCUGCAGUUAGCAGUAUUUUGUACAUGUACAUACUUACCAUUGAAAUGAUUGUUUCAAAAUCAUCACAAAUAAGGAUAUAACCAAAUGUACUAUUGUAUUUGUGGAUGUAUCCUCAGAAUAGUAUUUGUAUCCAAUGUUUGGGACUGUUUUAAUGUGAUAAUCACUAUUCAUAAUAAAUGGAUGGAUGACAAUGAACGGAAUGCUUAGUGAGUAGAUCCUCAGUUCGACAAAGACAUUCUCAUGCAAUUAAAUAACUAAUUAAAUA